Molecule: messenger RNA, 2993 nt
Organism: Alnus glutinosa
Lineage: Eukaryota; Viridiplantae; Streptophyta; Magnoliopsida; Fagales; Betulaceae
Product: putative disease resistance protein RGA4
Exons: 2
Coding region: 214-2802 (862 amino acids)
Biological process (GO): defense response to other organism
Molecular function (GO): ADP binding
Source: RefSeq, a predicted model, not a curated record
AUAACACAACAGAAACACAAACAUAUACAAAAUUUAUACAAUCGUCUUCUCAUCCAGAUCGAUUACCAAAAAUCUUUUUGAAUCCUACCCUUAAUUUUUCUUUGCAGUUUGUGACAUCUAGUUGGAUCUACCUGCCUGAUUACCACAGACCACGACCAUCUUCCUUGAUUUACGGCUGGAUCUUCGGUGUCCUGUAACAUCCACCAAGUCAACAUGGCUGAACUUGCCUAUGCUAUCGCAGCAGAGAUCUUGGUGAAGCUAGGAUCCAUUGCUUAUAGAGAGAUCAGCUUCGUAUUGGACAUCAAAAGCGAGCUGACAGAGCUUGAGGGUACCAUGACAACCAUUCAAGCCGUGCUCUUGGAUGCUGAAGAGAAGCAAGCUACCAGUCGCCCGCUGAGCAUCUGGCUGAGGCAGCUCAAAGAUGUUUUUUCUGACGCCGACAAUGUGUUGGAUGAAGUUGAGUACGAAGUUCUUAAGAAGCAAGUGAUGAGAACAUAUGGGCGCACCAGUAGAGAGGUAUGUGGUUUGUUUUCAAGUUGUAGAGCCUUUGCAUUCCGUUCUCAACUGGGUCACAAAAUCAAGAACAUUAGAGAGAAGUUAGCUAAGAUUGCAGCUAAGAAGGAUCAAUUUAAUCUUAUACCUCGACUUGAAGAUGGGCAUGUCAUGCAUCGGAGGAGGGAUAUGACCCACUCAUUUGUUCCUCCUUCACAAGUCAUUGGUAGGAAGAAUGACAAAGAAAAAUUAAUAAGUCUUUUGAGGCAACCUGAUGCUAACAUGCAUGACAAUGUAAUUUCUAUAGUUGGAUUAGGAGGGUUGGGGAAGACUACAAUUGCUAAGUUGGUAUACGAUGAUCAACGUGUAGCCAAUCAUUUCGAAUUGAGAAUGUGGGUUUGUGUGUCUGAGGAUUUUGAUGUUCCUAGAUUAAUAAGAGAAAUCCUUAAAUCUGCAACCGGUGCAAAUAUUGAUGAGACGUUGGGUGUAGAUUUGUGGCAAACUAGAUUAAGAGACUGUUUAAAGAACAAGAAGUUUCUACUUGUUUUAGAUGAUGUUUGGAAUGAAGAUCGUAAUAAAUGGAUUGAAAUGAGAGAUUUGUUACUUGGCGGUUCCAAAGGAAGUAAGAUUUUAGUGACAACACGUAGUAAUAAGGUUGCCUCAAUCAUGGACACUGUUUUCACAUACAAUUUAAAAGGUUUAUCUGAAAAGAAUUGUUUGUCUUUGUUUAUGAAAUAUGCAUUUAAGGGAGGGAAAGACAAAGGAUAUCCAAACCUCUUAGAAAUUGGAAAAGAAAUUGUGAAAAAAUGUGAAGGAGUUCCAUUGGCAAUAAGGACUUUAGGCAGCCUACUUUUCUCAAAGGUUGAUGAACGAGAGUGGAAAUUUGUAAGAGAUAAUGGGAUUUGGAAAUUAGAACAAAAGGAGGGUGAUAUUUUACCUGCUUUAAAAAUAAGUUAUGAUCAAAUGCCAUCUCACUUGAAGCAAUGCUUUGCCUUCUGUUCUCUUUUCCCAAAGGAUCAUUGGUUCGAUAGUGGUGAGUUGAUUGCAUUUUGGAUGGCGCAUGGACUCCUUAGUAAAACGCCUAAUAGUCAAAAUCUAGAGUUGGAAGAUGUUGGCGACAUGUAUAUCAAGGAUUUGUUGUCCAAAUCUUUCUUCCAAGAUGUUACGAAUGACACGUGGUACUAUAGGUUUAAAAUGCACGAUCUCGUCCAUGAUCUUGCACUCAAGGUUGCAGAAGAAGAGUGUUCAGCAGUCGACUUUCACACCCGAAACAUUGCUAGAACAGUUCGUCAUUUGUCAUUUUCACACAAUGUUCAACAAGUUCCAAAAUACUUUUACACCUUAAGUAGUGGUGUGCGGACCACUUUGUUCCCGGUCAAGCAACAAGUGCCAACCUUAGUUGAAGCUUGCAUCUCAAGAUUCAUGUACUUGCGGGUGCUUGACUCAACUAAUUCAUCUUUUGAGGUGUUGUCAAGCUCUAUUGGUACUUUGAAGCAUUUAAGAUAUUUGAGCCUAGCUAAGAAUGACAGAAUCAAGAAACUUCCCGAUUCCAUUUGUGAGCUAUACAAUUUGCAAACUUUACUACUUCAUGGAUGUUCGAGUCUUGAGCGAUUGCCCAAAGAUACAAGGAAGAUGAUUAGCCUUAGGUAUCUGACGAUAACAACAACUUGCACGCGCUUGUUUGAAAAUGGUGUAUGCUGCUUGAAUUCUCUUCGAUUUUUACAUGUAUAUCUUUGUCGGAGUCUUGAAGUUUUGUUUCAAGGGAUGGAUGGGAGCUUUACCAACCUUCAGACAUUGGUUGUUUCAGGUUGUCCAAAGUUGACCUCUUUUACACAUGAGAUCAAGUACCUAACCGCCUUAGAGACCCUGGUAAUUGAGUAUUGUAAAGAACUUAGUUUGACGGGAGGAGAAUACAAUCGGGAUCUCAACUUGAGCCUUCAAAAAUUAAAGAUUACACGUGUACCAAAGUUGAAGGUUUUGCCGCAAUGGCUCCAAGGAUCUACUAACACUUUGCAAUACCUGCGUAUUUCAAUGUGUCAAAACCUCACGAUCUUGCCGGAGUGGCUGCCAAGUAUGAAGUCGCUUCACACACUUGAGAUUUUCUGUUGUACCAAGUUGUCAUCUCUUCCGGAGGGGAUGGAUCGUUUCACUGCACUACAAGAAUUGAGGAUUACCGAGUGUAAAAAAUUGAUUAGGAAAUGCAAAGAGGAAGAUCGGUCCAAAAUUGCUCAUAUACCAAAAGUUAGACUGCUUCCAUUAAGGUGGCUCAGAACCAGAAGUUUUGAUGAGGAGGAGGGGGCAAUACUAUGAAAAAUCUUUAAAAAUUUUGGGGGGCAAUUCUUAUGUCCGCCCCUGGCAGCUUCCAUGGCAUGACUUCAGCAAACUCAGCUAAAACAUAUUUGCUCCUUGAUUAUGUUGUAAACAUUUUGAUCAUUACGAUUUGUAUUAAGAGAUGUAAACAAAUAAAUAUUUUGUUAUACACUGAUCUCUCUUCUCCUCAA